This is a messenger RNA of Triplophysa dalaica, 2292 nucleotides long. It is a transcript of the gene gmpr2, whose product is annotated as guanosine monophosphate reductase 2. The transcript is spliced from 11 exons. Gene Ontology annotation, molecular function: GMP reductase activity. The record is from RefSeq and is a predicted model, not a curated record. Gene Ontology annotation, biological process: nucleotide metabolic process. NCBI's taxonomy places the organism in Eukaryota, Metazoa, Chordata, Actinopteri, Cypriniformes, Nemacheilidae. Gene Ontology annotation, cellular component: GMP reductase complex. The coding region runs from base 197 to 1243 and encodes 348 amino acids.
AGGAAGGUUUGAACAUGAGUUGCAAGCGAUAGGACUACAGACGCUGACAGCCGUGAAAUCCCGCCCUCCUAAAACGACCGCCUCCAACCCCGGAAACCUGCUGUUUCAUUCUCUGCCAUAUAACCCUUUGAAGGAAGUGCGCGGGUGAAGACAGUGAGAUACGGUAGGAUUCUCAAGGCCAUCCUCUACAGCAGUCAUGCCACGCAUUGAAAAUGACAUCAAACUCGACUUCAAGGAUGUGCUACUCCGACCCAAACGUAGCACUCUUAAAUCCCGCAGUGAGGUGGAUCUCAUGCGCAGUUUCACAUUCAGAAAUUCGAAGAGCAGCUAUCGUGGGAUUCCCAUCAUUGCAGCAAACAUGGACACAGUGGGGACUUUUGAAAUGGCUGUAGCUUUUCAUCAGUUCAGUCUCUUUACAGCCAUUCAUAAGCAUUACUGUGUGGAUGACUGGAAGGACUUUGCAGUGAAGCACUCAGAAUGCUUACAGAGCGUGGCAGUCAGCACAGGGACAGGUGAUGGGGAUUUUGAUAAACUGGUGGCCAUUUUUGCCGCUGUACCUCAGAUUCAGUACAUUUGUGUUGAUGUAGCCAAUGGCUACUCCGAACACUUUGUCAACUUUGUGAAGGAAGUGAGAAAGAAGUUUCCUACACACACAAUCAUGGCUGGCAAUGUGGUGACUGGAGAGAUGGUGGAAGAACUGAUUCUUGCUGGUGCUGACAUUAUCAAAGUGGGCAUUGGACCAGGAUCUGUGUGCACCACUCGUAAGAAAACCGGUGUGGGUUAUCCUCAGUUGAGCGCAGUCAUUGAGUGUGCUGAUGCUGCACAUGGUCUGGGUGGACACAUUAUAUCUGAUGGAGGUUGUACCUGCCCAGGUGACGUCUCCAAAGCAUUUGGUGCGGGGGCUGACUUUGUGAUGCUUGGAGGAAUGCUGGCAGGUCAUUCUGAGAGUGGGGGUGAAAUCAUAGAGAAAAACGGCGAGAAGUACAAACUGUUCUAUGGCAUGAGCUCAGAUACUGCCAUGCAGAAGCACACAGGAGGUGUAGCAGAGUACAGGGCCUCUGAGGGCAAAACGGUCGAAGUGCUUUAUAAAGGCCCUGUGGAGUUGACUAUGAAAGAUGUGCUGGGUGGAGUACGCUCCACCUGUACCUACGUGGGUGCUGCUAAGCUUAAGGAGUUGAGUCGUCGUACCACCUUUAUUAGAGUCACCCAACAACUUAACACCGUGUUUGGAAAUGAUAAUUAGACCAGAUGCUGUAUUAAAGCAACUGUAUGGUCUAUCUCUCCUUUUUGGACUGGUAAGUGAAUACUGCAAACAUUUCCAAUGACUUUUUAAAUUUAAUCUUUUUAGUAAUUUACUACAUUGCAGUAUUAAAUCAGAGCAUACAUUUAGUUUAAUUUGUUACACUGUCCUCAAGAGUUUAUUUUGUGCGUUUUUUGUUUGGAAUCAUUUUCUUCAUCAGCCUUCACUCUGAAGCUCAACUCCUCAUCAUGAGUUUUAACUUUUUGAGAAGCCUGUUAGAGCCUUAUAUAUUAUCCAGAUACUGUGGGUACUGUUUUAAAAUCUGUUGUAAAUUUAGCUCAGUGUCUGUUUUGAUUGAUUUCUUUAUACUCUUUAUGAUUUGUGUUUCUUUACACAUUUUCUGGACCAACACCAAACCUUAAAAGGAUCAUCAUAGUGUUACACAAUAUGCUAUAAAUAUCUGUUACCAAAGCCAUGGUAUUAUUUUUUCACAUGCAAUGCACUCUUGCUCUUAAAAACUGAAUAUUAAAUGUGUUGUUAUGUAUCAGAUACUUUGUUCGACACAAUCUUUUCAAGACUUGAUCAGUUCCUAGUUUUAUCCUUUUAGGGCCAAUUUUAUCUGCCAGUUUACACUUCACUUAAUGUUGCAGUUUGUUCAGAUAACAAUAAAAACGAAUUAAACGCUGUUCCCCACUUAAAUUAUUUGGGUGGAGCAGGUUGGACACUGUUGCCUGUGAGUAAAAAUUUGGCUUGAUCUUAAUUAUUUUGCAAAUUUUCCAUGUUUGAAGAUCUGAAUAAUAUUCCAUAUGUUUCACUUUGUUUCAUUUUACUUCACAUUAUUUUAGAGUUGAUUGAUCACCUUUUUUGAGUUGUGAAAAAUAAACAAUCAUACAAACAUUGUGGUUUAACUUGUGUCUUUAGGGUUACAGAUACACAAUAUUUAAUACUAACAUUGUUGUGAUGGGUUUACAUCAAUGAAAAGAGUUACCUGAAGAUGCUAUGUACUGCUUGAUUUAAUUCAACAAUUGUUUAAUAAAAUGGUGUUCAUUUCA